UGAGCCUCAUAAAUUCUUUGUUUGGAUCUCUGAGAGGGAGUAAUUCUUUUUGUUUUGUUCUUGAGGGCGAGAGAGAGACCUAAACUCAACCCAACCAAAAACAAUAUGGAAGAAGAAGAAGGAGAAGGAGAGUUCUCUGUAAGUACUAGUAGUAGUUAUGGCACUUCAAGGAGAAAUCAAAACGUCGGUGAAGAUGAUCAAGAAGCACUUAAAUGGGCGGCUUUAGAGAAACUGCCAACUUAUAGUAGAUUAAGAACAAGUAUUCUCAAAUCAUAUGUAGAAGAGGAAAAUGAAAAUAAUCAUACUAGUGUUUUAAAAGUACAGCAUGAAGAAGUUGAUGUUAGAACUCUUGAUAUGAACCAGAAACAAGAAUUUAUUGAGAGUGUAUUUAAGAUUGUUGAAGAAGAUAAUGACAAGUUCUUGAGGAAAUUCAGAAACCGUAUAGAUAGGGUCAAUGUUCAAUUACCAACAGUUGAGGUGAGGUAUGAGAAUGUAACAGUUGAAGCAAAAUGUUACAUCGGAAAUAGAGCAUUACCUACACUUUUAAACACUGCAAGAAAUAUUGUGGAAUCAGCUCUUGAAAUUGUAGGAAUCAAUGCAGCUAGAAGAACAAACCUCACAAUUCUCAAAAAUGUUUCCGGGAUCAUAAAACCGUCAAGGAUGACCCUUCUGUUAGGCCCUCCGUCCUCCGGAAAGACGACAUUGUUGCACACGUUGGCAGGGAAGCUAAGUCCAGAUCUGAAGAUGAAGGGUGAAGUAACAUACAAUGGGCAUAAAUUCCACGAAUUUGUACCCCAGAAGACGUCGGCAUAUAUCAGUCAGAAUGACAUUCAUUUGCCUGAAAUGACUGUAAAAGAAACUUUGGAUUUCUCUGCUAGGUGCCAAGGAGUUGGAUCAAGAUAUGAUUUAUUAGCUGAACUUUUGAGGAAGGAAAAGAAUGCUGGAAUUUUUAAAGAGGCAGAAGUUGAUUUGUUUAUGAAGGCAUGUGCAGUUGAAGGACUUGAAAGUACCCUCCAAACAGAUUAUACUCUGAAAUUAUUAGGACUCGAUAUAUGCAAGGACACAAUCGUUGGAGAUGAAAUGAUGAGGGGAAUUUCUGGUGGCCAAAAGAAACGACUUACAACAGGUGAAAUGACAGUGGGACCCACGAAGACAUUGUUUAUGGAUGAGAUAUCAACCGGUUUAGAUAGCUCUACGACAUAUCAGAUUGUCAAGUGUUUGCAACAAAUUGCUCAUCUCACUGAAGCAACCAUUUUGAUGUCAUUACUUCAACCUGCUCCUGAGACGUUUGAUCUCUUUGAUGAUAUCAUACUUCUGUCAGACAGUCAGAUUAUUUAUCAGGGCCCACGCGAUCAUGUCCUCGAGUUCUUCGAGACUUGUGGUUUUCGGUGUCCCGAAAGGAAGGGCACUGCUGAUUUCUUACAAGAGGUCACGUCGAGGAAGGAUCAAGAGAUCUAUUGGGCAGACAAGAGCAAGCCAUAUCGAUAUAUAUCGGUAACCGAGUUUGCAAACAAAUUCAACGACUUUCAUGUUGGCAAGGGUCUAAGAAAUGAGUUAUCGAAUCCAUACAACAAGAAUUAUUCACAUAAAUCAGCACUUGUUUUCACCAAGUACUCACUUCCAAAGGUUCAACUUCUCAAAGCUAAUUUCGCUAAAGAGUGGCUACUCAUCAAAAGAAACUCGUUCGUCUACAUUUUCAGAUUUUGUCAGAUUGUAUUCUUAGCAUUUGUCAGUUCAACUGUUUUCUUAAGAACGGAACAUAAAGAUAACAACGAAGAAAAUGCAGGACUUUACAUUGGUGCACUUCUGUUCACUAUCAAUACCAACAUGUUCAAUGGUUUUGCUGAUCUUGCUAUCACUAUCAUUAGGCUUCCUGUAUUUUAUAAACAAAGAGACCUUCUUUUCUAUCCACCUUGGACUUUCACACUUCCUACUGUCAUACUUCGGAUCCCAAUUUCCAUUUUCGAGUCCCUAGUAUGGAUGGUUUUGACAUAUUAUCCAAUCGGGUUUGCACCAAAUCCCGAAAGGCUUUUCAAGCAAUUCAUGGUUGUUUUCUUAUUACAACAAAUGGCAGCAGGAGCAUUUAGGGCCAUAGCAAGUGUUUGCAGGUCAAUGGUCAUUGCUAGCACUUUUGGUUCUCUUGCUAUUCUCUUCCUAUUCAUGCUCGGUGGUUUUGUCCUCCCUCACAGUUUGAUUCCAAAAUGGUGGAGUUGGGGUUACUGGACUUCACCAUUGUCAUAUGCUUUUGAUGCUCUGGCCGUCAACGAGAUGCUUGCACCAAGGUGGAUGGACAGAUUGGCAUCUGAUAAUGCAACAGCAGUGGGAGUUGCAGUACUUGAAAAGUUUGAUAUCUUUCCUCGGAGCAACUGGUUUUGGAUUGGAUCAGCAGCACUCUUGGGUUUCGCCGUUGUUUUCAAUUGUCUUUUCACCAUUGCACUUACAUACCUAAAUCCUAUUGGAAGACCCCAAGCGAUUAUACCAGAAGAAAGGGCUCACGUGGUGGAAGUUGGCAUGCAUAAAACUAGUCCAAGAGUAGCGGAAAUGGUAACAUUACGGAAUGCAAGUAGAAAUGGCGCUCCUUCAGCUCUUGGGGAAACGAACAGGAUUGCUAGCAAGAGAGGAAUGGUUCUUCCAUUUGUGCCACUUUCCAUGUCUUUUGACAAUAUAAAUUACUACGUUCAUAUGCCUGCGGAACUUAAGGCAAAAGGGGAGACUGAAACUAGACUUCAAUUACUAAGGGAAGUAACUGGAGCUUUUAGGCCUGGGAUUUUAACUGCACUGAUGGGAGUAAGUGGAGCGGGAAAAACCACACUUAUGGACGUUCUUGCUGGAAGAAAAACCGGGGGAUACACCGAAGGAGAUAUUCGAAUAUCAGGGUUCUCUAAGAACCAAGAAACUUUCGCAAGAAUUUCAGGUUACUGUGAGCAAAAUGACAUCCAUUCUCCUCAAGUUACGGUUCGCGAAUCAUUGAUUUAUUCUGCGUUCCUUAGGCUCCCAAAGCAAGUCAGCGAUGAGGACAAGAUGUGUUUUCAGAUAUUUGUGGAAGAAGUUAUGGAACUAGUAGAACUCGAUACUCUUAAGGAUGCAAUUGUGGGCAUUCCAGGGAUCACUGGUUUAUCAACAGAACAAAGAAAGAGAUUGACUAUAGCUGUAGAGUUAGUUGCUAACCCUUCAAUCAUUUUCAUGGAUGAACCAACAUCUGGUCUUGAUGCAAGGGCUGCUGCCAUUGUCAUGCGCACUGUUAGGAAUACUGUCAACACUGGACGGACAGUUGUCUGCACAAUUCAUCAACCUAGCAUUGAUAUCUUUGAAGCUUUCGACGAGCUGAUAUUGAUGAAAAGGGGAGGACACGUUAUCUACUCAGGUCCCUUAGGGAGGAAUUCUUGUAGAGUUAUCGAAUACUUUGAGGCUAUUCCAGGCGUCCCGAAAAUCAAAGAUAAGUACAACCCAGCAACAUGGAUGCUUGAAGCAAGCUCAUCUGGGAGUGAAGCUAGACUCGGAAUUGAUUUCGCAGAGUUCUACAAAAUGUCAGCUUUGUGUCAACAAAACAAUACGCUAGUUAAGGAACUCAGCACCCCAUCUUCGGGAGCAAAAGAUCUUUAUUUCCCUACACAAUAUUCCCAAUCAACUUGGGGGCAAUUUAAAUCCUGCCUUUGGAAACAGUGGUGGACUUACUGGAGAAGCCCGGAGUAUAACCUUGCUAGAUUCUUCUUCAGCUUGACUGCUGGACUCUUGCUCGGAUCAAUGUUUUGGAUGAUCGGCGCAAAAAUGAACAAUUCUAGCGACCUAAACAUAGUUAUUGGAGCAAUGUUUUUCUCUAUUUUGUCAAUUGGAAUCACAAAUUGCUCUACCGUGCAACCCGUUGUAGCUACAGAAAGAUCAGUAUUCUAUAGGGAAAGAGCUGCCGGGAUGUACUCUGCCUUACCUUAUGCCAUGGCACAAGUGGUCGUAGAAAUACCAUACGCCUUUGUCCAGGCAAUAUAUUUUUCAGUCAUUGCGUAUGCAAUGCUGGGUUUUGAAUGGACAGCAACUAAGUUUUUAUGGUUCUUCAUCAUCACGUUCCUAACUUUCCUAUACUUCACCUACUAUGGAAUGAUGUCUGUCUCCAUCACUCCAAACCCUCAAACUGCAGCUAUCCUCGCUUCAAGUUUCUACGGAUUCUUCAACCUCUUUUCUGGUUUCUUCAUCCCUCGGCCGAGAAUUCCCAAGUGGUGGGUAUGGUAUUAUUGGAUAUGCCCUGUUGCAUGGACAGUGUACGGGUUGAUAUUAUCACAAUACGGAGACUUGGAAGAUAUGAUAAAGGUACCUGGAAUGGAAGAUCAGAUGAUUAAAUCUUACAUAAAAGUACAUUACGGGUACCAAAAUGAUUUCAUGGGCGUCGUUGCAGGAGUUUUAGUUGGUUUCACGAUAUUCUUCGCAACCAUGUAUGCAAUAUGCAUCAUAUUCAUAAAUUUCCAACAUAGAUAAAGACGAUAUAUAAACACAGUUUAGAUACAUUAUCAUUUGAUCCAUUGAAGUAAAUAUAUAUAUAUAUAUAUAUAUAUAUAUAUGGAAGAACUGAAACUGUUUUCGGCAGGUCUCAUAAUGCAUGUAAGAUUCAUCA
Messenger RNA from Papaver somniferum (opium poppy), 4603 nucleotides. RefSeq names its product ABC transporter G family member 29-like. Gene Ontology annotation, cellular component: membrane. The record is from RefSeq and is a predicted model, not a curated record. The transcript is spliced from 21 exons. Bases 106 to 4467 code for a protein of 1453 amino acids. NCBI's taxonomy places the organism in Eukaryota, Viridiplantae, Streptophyta, Magnoliopsida, Ranunculales, Papaveraceae. Gene Ontology annotation, molecular function: ATP binding; ABC-type transporter activity; ATP hydrolysis activity.